This is a messenger RNA of Cylas formicarius (sweet potato weevil), 2183 nucleotides long. Its product is annotated as iodotyrosine deiodinase 1. NCBI's taxonomy places the organism in Eukaryota, Metazoa, Arthropoda, Insecta, Coleoptera, Brentidae. The coding region runs from base 371 to 1225 and encodes 284 amino acids. Gene Ontology annotation, molecular function: oxidoreductase activity. The record is from RefSeq and is a predicted model, not a curated record. The transcript is spliced from 4 exons.
GCCUAAGCUACCAACCAACAUGAAUCGCUCUACAUAACAUGCUCAUGCAAAGGGUAACUUUUUAAACACACCUUCUAGUUUCUUUCGUUUUAUGAAUGCAGAGCACGCAACGCGUUCAUAUAGGCAAAGAUAUGAUCUUGAUAUCGUAUCAGUUUUUAGUUGUUCAUAUUCAUGUUAAAUGAAUUAUCAUUAGAAUUUCAUCCGUUGCCUUGCAAAGUAAGUCAACGUGCAAUACGCGCGUGAGUGAAAUAUUUUAAAACAAACUAAUUGUGCUAUCAGUGUUAUCAGCAAGUGAAAGUGGGCCAGCCUAAGAAAAAAAUAAAACGGCGCAGAAGUUUUACAACGCGGGUUCGCAGUUGAAGAAAGAAAAAUGGUUUUCGAAAUGUAUUGGAGGCAUUUUUCAAUUGGUUUCGUUAUAUACCUCGCAGUGAGAAUCGGUCACGCCUUUUACAAAAAAUUCAAAACAAGCACUGUGGAUAAAACAGUUACCGAAACGAAAUCAGUUGCACCGGAGUUCGAUUCAGAAGACAGCGGCGAAGAACUAGUGCCGGCACUACCCCGCGACUUGCAGUAUGUUCCUUUGAAAUUCAACGAAAUUCCUGUCGAAGAAUCUUUGAGGAAAUCGCGACAUUUUUACGAACUGAUGAACGCAAGACGCACGGUACGCCAUUUCAGCACACGAGACGUCCCGAAAGAAGUAAUAUAUAAUUUGAUCAAAACUGCAGGUACGGCUCCAAGCGGGGCUCAUACGGAACCGUGGACGUUUGCAUUGGUGAGCUCUGCAGAAACAAAGAAGAAAAUUCGCGAAAUAAUUGAGGAGGAAGAGGAAAUAAAUUAUAGAAAGCGUAUGGGAAACGAAUGGACCACCGACAUAAAGCCCCUAAGGACGAAUUGGAUCAAGGAAUACUUGACAGAUGCGCCCCAUCUGAUAUUGGUUUUUAAGCAGACGCACAGUCAGAAGCCGAACGGAACAAAAAAGUUGCACUACUACAACGAACAGAGCGUGGUUUUGGCAGCAGGAUUUCUUUUGGCAGCGAUUCAGAAUGCCGGCUUGGUUUCAUUAACGUCGACGCCUUUAAACUGCGGACCGGCCUUAAGAGCAUUGCUGAAUCGCCCCACUUCUGAGAAGCUGAGCCUGCUACUGCCAGUUGGUUAUCCUGCCAAGGACUGUAAAGUGCCGGAUCUGGAGAGGAAAUCGCUGGAUAAUAUUAUGUUAGAAUAUUAAAUUUGUUGUAAAUUCGCUGCUUACUAUUGGGAUAAUCCAUAUGGAAUUGUGGUAUUUUGGUAUUGUUAUCGAUGGCAAAGUAAAUGAAUCAGUUAUGAGCGCUGCUGAAACCUUGUGUAGAAAUCAUAUACUUAUUUUUUCACAGUUGCACCUAUUGAAGCAUACUCCUCCAAGAAUUCCAUGGUAAAUUAGUUAUUCUAAGCUAAUCUUUGAGUAUAUCAUUCUUCCUACAUCUGCACAUUAUUAGCGAAGCUGACCUUGCGCUUAUGAUAUUUGAGGCCGCUUCGAAUGAGUCAACCCCGGUAGUCACAGUUUCCUCUCAAAUAGCACAAACGUGCUGAAAAAUGUCAUAUCUCUAUAACAACUUUUAAUAUAACUUUUGUAUUUAAAUAUAACUGGUAACCUUUAAUACGGCCCUUAUAAACACGGAAAAGGCGCAAGUUUAUAAAACAAUUGUAUCCAAUAAAUGAUCGCCUAUAAUAAUUAUCUUACAAUAUUUACCAUAACAGUUUUUUAAUAGCAAGUGAGGUCCCGGAUGAUCCUAAAUAACAUUUUUGUUUUCUGUGACAAUGCUAUAAAAUUAUUCAAUCAUCAAUCAUUUCAAAAGGUCAUUAGAGGUAAAACUAGAGUUGUGGAAUUCACCGGUCAAUUGACCAAAAUAAUUUUAAAAAUACCAUUAAAUUUAAAUGUAUUUGUUUAUCGUUAUUCAUAUUGUGAGUUACGUCGCUGUCGCGUUGUUCUGGGAACUAAAUGGAGUUGAUAUUUUUAUUGAGAUUCCCUGAAUCCCUAUGUAUCGUAUUCAGAUAUUUUUUGGAUGUAAAUUGGACAUCACAAACACAUAAUAAGUUAUUAUAAAAUACAUAUUAUUAGUAAAUAGAUCAAAUUCUACAAUUGCAAGAUAUUAUUUAAAAUUUUUUUUGAUUAGUCAAUUAAGAAGUGGUCAAUUCUCGGUCAAUUG